Messenger RNA from Acanthosepion pharaonis, 1356 nucleotides. Lineage: Eukaryota; Metazoa; Mollusca; Cephalopoda; Sepiida; Sepiidae. The record is from the annotation of a GenBank genome assembly.
AUGAUUGGACAUUUACCUCUCUAUUCUUCUCUCUCUUUCUCUUCUUCUUCUUCUGCUUCUUCUUCUUCUUCUUCUUCUUCUUUUACCUUUUUUAUCUCGUCUCUUAUUUUCUUCCUUCUGUUUCAUAUUUUCCGGGAUUUUCUUUCUUCCUUCAUUAUUUCUUUCAUUUAUUCUUUCUUUCUUUACUGUUUCUUUUUCAUUUUAUCAUUUUCUGCUUCGUAUUAUUCCCUUAUUCUCCUUGCAAUCUUUUGUUUUUCAAUUUCAUUUUCAUUCUUUUUUAUUCUUCUCAAUUAUUUUUUUUUUGUCACUCUUUCAAAUUUUUAUUUAUUUUUAUUUUUCUCGCUUUUAUUUCAUCUCUUUUCAUUCUUCAUAUUUCAUUUUUUUUACAUUCAUUUGUCUUUCUUGUUCGUUUUCUUUCUUUCCUUUCAUUAUUCUCGGUUUAUUGUCAUUCUUCCAUUUUUUUCUUUCAUUUUCUUUAUCCAUCUUUCAUUCUUAUUUCGUUCUUAUCUUUCACCAGACUUUCUGAACUUUCUUGUUGUUUUCUCUUCCUAUUCCCCCCCCCCGUUUUCUUGUCUCCCUUUUAUUCUUCUUUCCUUCUCAUUCAUUUUCUGGGUAUUUCUUUUAUUCCUUCCUCCAGUUCAUCAGAUAUUUUCCCUCGUCGUUUCAGGCUUCCAUUUAACCGCGCUUGAUUUUCUCCUUUUCAUUCAUUCAAUUCUAUUUUUCUUCUUUCAUUUGCUUGCCAUACCAUCUUCCUUUUUUCUUCUUCACAUUUUACUUCUUUUCGUUUCUCACUUUUCUUCUUUUCGUCUUUUUUACUUUUCUCUUUGUUUUUCUUCACUUUUCAUUCCUGUUUUUCGUGGUGAUUUCCUUCUUUCACAACUCUCUCUCUCUCUCCUCUCUUCCCCCCCCUCUCUCUCUCUCUCUCUCUCUCUCUCUCUCUCUCUCUCUAUCGACACGCUGACACAUAGAGAUGACCUAAUCAUAACACAGGCUGACAAAGGGGUCUCUUUUCAUCAUCAUCAUCAUCAUCAUCAUCAUCAUCAUCAUCAUCAUCAUCAUCAUCUUCUUCUUCUUCUUUUUUCUCAUUCCUUUCUUUUCUAUGGCUUUCCAUUCUGUCUAUCUCUCCCCUUCUCUCUCUCUCUCUCUCUCUCUCUCUCUCUCUCUCUGCCCUUCACAUGCUUUCCUUCCCUUUACUUCUUCUUCUUCUUCUUCUUUUUCUUCUUCUUCUUCUUCUUCUUCUUCUUCUUCUUCUUCUUCAUUCUAUUUCCUCUCUUUUCUUCUUAUAACUAUCAUUUUAUUCAUAUAUCACUUUCUAUUAUUUUCCUUCUGUCACUUUUAAUCGCCUGCUCCAUAUAA